This is a messenger RNA of Rotaria sp. Silwood1, 774 nucleotides long. NCBI's taxonomy places the organism in Eukaryota, Metazoa, Rotifera, Eurotatoria, Philodinida, Philodinidae. The record is from the annotation of a GenBank genome assembly.
AUGAACUCUGAACUAUGUUCUAAAAUUACAACUGCUAUACCAACAAAUCCUAUGAAUAUGUUGCUUUCAGUGGAAGGAUCUAUUACCUUGCCACUAUCUCAUUAUCUGCAAUUAGAAUCAUUCUAUUACAAACAAGAAAAUCGUAAUUAUUCAUCAAUUGGUACUAAUACGACUUCUAUUACAAAAUAUCAAGACGCCGAGUGUCAAACAAACAUUGUUUCGGCUCGUGUUAGUACAGGUACACAGACAGAUAAUAUGAUAAUUUCAAUAAUCACACCAGAAGCUGCUACUGUUAAAUAUGACAAUGAAACAUCAACAACGAUAGUCGUCGAUUCACCAUCAUCUUCAGUUCGAUCAACAGAGAAAGAAAUUUCUACUGGUCAAAUUAAAAAUUAUCCACCACCAAUUGAUGUUAAUAAAAAUCAAAUAUCAUCUAAACAGACACGACUGAAGAAAUCAUAUGCCAUUAAAUCUACCAUUAGGAAAAGAUUGUUAACAAGUCAAACAAAGGCAACACCAAAAAUUGAUCAAGCUUCUGCUAUUCAUGUUUCUUCAUCAUCUGAAUCAUUAAACGCUAUUAAUGAACGUAAAAUUACCAAUGAUCUUGAAAAGGACAACAUAAAACGAAUGAAUGAAAAUGAUAGACGAGAAAAAUUUCGUUUUUUAGCUCGUGUAUUAAAUGAAUUAGCAAAUAUUGAUUCAUCAAAUUCAGAUUCACACAAUAUGGAACUCAUCAUAUCACACAUCACUAAUAUGUUACAUAGAAUGCAAUAA